This is a messenger RNA of Dipodomys ordii (Ord's kangaroo rat), 298 nucleotides long. RefSeq names its product arginine--tRNA ligase, cytoplasmic-like. Gene Ontology annotation, cellular component: cytoplasm. NCBI's taxonomy places the organism in Eukaryota, Metazoa, Chordata, Mammalia, Rodentia, Heteromyidae. The annotation marks the transcript as partial. Gene Ontology annotation, biological process: arginyl-tRNA aminoacylation. The transcript is spliced from 2 exons. Gene Ontology annotation, molecular function: arginine-tRNA ligase activity; ATP binding. The record is from RefSeq and is a predicted model, not a curated record.
AGUCUUCAGGCAGAGAGGAACCGACCCACUAAGAACAUGAUCAACAUCCACAGCCGUCUACAGGACGUCUUCAGGUGCGCCAUCAGGGCCGCCUACCCAGACCUGGAGAGCCCCCCUCUGGUCGUCACGCCCAGCCAGCAGCCCAAGUUUGGGGACUACCAGUGCAACAGUGCCAUGGGCAUUUCUCAGAUGCUCAAAGCCAAGGAACAGAAAGUGAAUCCAAGAGAAAUCGCCCAGAACAUUACCAAGCACUUGCCAGAAAACGAGUACAUUGAAAACGUUGAAAUCGCUGGUCCUG